AUGAAGGCCAUGACGGACCCACGGUCGGUGGGGCUGGUUGGGUCAAUGCCACCGACCACGUUCCUUGCAGCAUUCCAAUUACUCUCUCCCGACCACUUCGUGAAGCCAUAUCGAGAUCUAUACCAUCAAUUACACUGGUGGGGGACAUUGAAGAAUGGACUGAAAUCCGUCGAAGGAAUCUUUGACGACUUCGUCAAAGACUUGAAGCAGAUCAUACAUUAUAGGUUGUUGAGCGAGCAUCAACCUCACCUAGUGGAAUAUACACACCUGCUGAGGUGCGCAGAAGCCAUGGGAAAUGCUCCCCUCGCCAAUGAGAUAUGGGACGUGAUGUACGAAAACGGAGUCCAUCCAGAUACGGCGUGCUUUAAUCAUUACAUGGGGGCAACAGUAUGGGACCACUGUUUUCUGGGGGAGGAGAGAUUCAAUUUGACAGUCACCCCCCACAGCUACAAGAAGAGGCGCAUGAACCAACCGAAUAUUGGGUGGCGUGGAUAUGGCACGGCAGAACACAGUGUCAGAAAGGUUGUCAUGAACAUAUUCAGUGAUAUGAUUCAGUUAGGUCUCAGCGGUGAUGAGCAGACCUACAUCAAUGUCAUCCUUUCUGCAGCCCGAGUUGGGGAUAGAGAUGCUUUCUGUAACGUUCUUCAGACUGUGUGGAAUGUGGAUGUGGCGGCCAUCAUGAUUGAGAAGGAUAAUUCGAAGGUACCACCAGUUACUUCAUACGAUACUUGGUCUGGAUUGUACCCAACACAGCGCCUUCUUUUUGCAGUGGCUCAUGUCUUUGGAACGAAUUGUGACAUCCACGCUGCCAUACGGACUAUUGAGUUUUUAUCGUCAUCGUACAAUAUCCCGAUUUCCGAUGACGUGUGGUUCGAGUUGCUAGAAAGAACCUUCAUUCUUUCCAAGACGCACAAGGGAAAACAGGCAGAGGUGGAACGGCUUGGAAAGGUACCCAAAGAGAUGGUGUACCAGGUGUUCGAAACCAUGACAACAGAGCCCUACAACGUUCCACCAACUGUGAGGACAUAUCGCAUUUUAAAUCAAACAAGUGCCUUCCUUGGAACCUUUGAGAAAUGCCAGUUGGAGAUACGCCAGGCCUACGAGAUCUACAGCAAGACCCGCACAAAGCGAAAAGAAGCUAGAGACUUGGUCAUGCGAUGCCUUCAGCCGAUAUUCCACGACAUGGAGCAAAAAGCAGAGAAAGAAGAUCCUUAUACUCAGCCCAGCCCAUCAUUGCUCCAGUGUCCUCUCCUCGCCGAAGCAAUCCACGUCUAUGACGUUCUCAGACUCGAAGUCUACCAGCAAGAAGACCAGCUUAAACGCAUGGCAAACACAAUAUUCAUCAAAGAAGAUUGGAACGACCUCUCAUACAAUGUCUGGGAUAGAGUAGAGCGUCCUAGAUUCCAGGAAGAAUGGCAAGACUUUCUCCCAGCAAACGCAAAGUGCCAUCAUGGCCAAAAAAGCGUCUUCUACUUCGGAGACCAGUCACACAUGAAGGGUCGAUAUAAAGACACACAUGGCCUCAUCCUUGCACGCUGUCCACCAUAUCACGCGGAACCAUUUACUCCAACAGAAGAAAAGGUUUUCGAUGACAAAAUGGUGUGGGAUAAUCUGCUGGAGCAGUGGCCUCAACUGGAUCCCUCCGUGUCGCCGAUUGAUCGUCUCUUUUCCUUUCAGGUGCCGCUGAGUGCCGAGUUGAAGAUUAAGCUUUCAAGUUUGGGUCGUCGAGUCAGUUUCAAGGCUGAGAAGGAAAACCCUACGGGUGGGUUUUAUGCUCGUCUUAAACAGAAUGGGCUUGAUAAUGAUGAUCUUCCAAGGACUGUAUUCUGGUGUGAUGGCAAUCAUUGGCUUCAAUAG
Messenger RNA from Penicillium nucicola, 1857 nucleotides. RefSeq lists its product as uncharacterized. The record is from RefSeq and is a predicted model, not a curated record. Bases 1 to 1857 code for a protein of 618 amino acids. Gene Ontology annotation, molecular function: protein binding. NCBI's taxonomy places the organism in Eukaryota, Fungi, Ascomycota, Eurotiomycetes, Eurotiales, Aspergillaceae. The transcript has a single exon.